AUGUCUACUAAACUUCUUGCACUUUCUCUUUCAUUCUGUUUUCUACUUUUGGGUGGCUGUUUUGCUCUCAGAGAACAGUCCCAACAAAAUGAGUGUCAGCUAGAACGCCUCGAUGCCCUUGAACCAGAUAACCGUAUAGAGUCAGAAGGUGGACUCAUUGAGACUUGGAAUCCAAACAACAGGCAAUUCCGAUGUGCAAGAGUGGCACUCUCUCGUGCUACCCUUCAACGCAAUGCCCUUCGCAGACCUUACUAUUCCAAUGCUCCCCAAGAAAUUUACAUCCAACAAGGUAAUGGAUAUUUUGGCAUGGUAUUCCCUGGUUGUCCUGAGACCUUUGAGGAGCCACAACAAUCUGAGCAAGGAGAAGGACGCAGGUACAGAGACAGCCACCAAAAGGUUAACAGAUUCAGACAGGGUGAUAUCAUUGCAGUUCCUACUGGUAUUGUAUUUUGGAUGUACAAUGACCAAGAUAUUCCAGUUAUUGCCAUUUCUCUUACUGAUACUGGCAGCUCCAAUAACCAGCUUGAUCAGAUGCCUAGGAGAUUCUAUCUUGCUGGGAAUCAAGAGCAAGAGUUUCUACGAUACCAACAUCAACAAGGAGUAAAGGAAGAACAAGACAAUGACGGGAACCAAGAGCAAGAGUUUCUACGAUACCAACAUCGACAAGGAGUAAAGGAAGAACAAGACAAUGACGGGAACAACAUUUUCAGCGGCUUCAACAGGGAUUUCUUGGAAGAUGCUUUCAACGUGAACAGGCAUAUAGUAGACAGACUUCAAGGCAGGAACGAAGAGAGGGGAGCCAUUGUCAAAGUGAAAGGUGGUCUCAGCAUCAUAACCCCUCCGGAGAGGCAAGCGCGCCACCCGAGAGGCAGCAGACAAGAAGAAGAUGAAGAUGAAGAUGAAGAUGAAAAGGAAGAGAGACAACCAAGCCAUCAUAAAAGCAGAAGAGGUGAAGAUGAAGACGACAAAGGUGAAAGCAGAAGGCAUGGAGACAAUGGGCUUGAGGAAACCGUUUGCACUGCCAAACUUCGGCUGAACAUUGGUUCAUCUUCAUCGCCAGACAUCUACAACCCUCAAGCUGGUAGAAUCAAAACUGUUACCAGCCUUGACCUCCCAGUUCUCAGGUGGCUCAAACUAAGUGCUGAGCAUGGAUCUCUCCGCAAAAAUGCUAUGUUUGUGCCUCACUACAACCUCAACGCAAACAGCGUAUUAUACGCAUUGAAGGGACGUGCAAGGCUACAAGUUGUGAACUGCAAUGGCAACACUGUGUUUGAUGGAGAGCUAGAAGCCGGUCGUGCAUUGACAGUGCCACAAAACUAUGUUGUGGCUGCAAAAUCAUUGAGCGACAGGUUCACAUAUGUAGCAUUCAAGACAAAUGACAGAGCUGGUAUUGCAAGACUAGCAGGGACAUCAUCAGUUAUAAAUGAUCUGCCUUUGGAUGUAGUCGCAGCUACAUUCAACCUGGAGAGGAAUGAGGCAAGGCAGCUCAAGUUCAACAAUCCUUCCAGAUUUCUAGUUCCACCACGCGAGUCUGAGAAGAUUUCUAGUUCCACCACGCGAGUAUGA
This is a messenger RNA of Vicia faba (fava bean), 1566 nucleotides long. NCBI's taxonomy places the organism in Eukaryota, Viridiplantae, Streptophyta, Magnoliopsida, Fabales, Fabaceae. The record is from the annotation of a GenBank genome assembly.